This is a messenger RNA of Spizellomyces punctatus DAOM BR117, 1533 nucleotides long. RefSeq lists its product as uncharacterized. NCBI's taxonomy places the organism in Eukaryota, Fungi, Chytridiomycota, Chytridiomycetes, Spizellomycetales, Spizellomycetaceae. The transcript is spliced from 13 exons. The record is from RefSeq and is a predicted model, not a curated record. Bases 1 to 1533 code for a protein of 510 amino acids.
AUGUCGUUGGCCACGUCCUCCGCGCCCACUGGCCGACCUAUACAAGUUAGAGAAGCAAGCAUGGAAGUACAAGGCCCACACGUACCACGUAUGAACCAUGGCAGAUGGCACCAAGAUCAUCUUGGGACAUCUAUAAACUUGGAUGGAAGCCUUCGUACGGGCCCGCAGUAUACAGCUCAACCCAAGCAAUCCACCUCCAAUAUCCCCAUCUAUUUUGGAGGACACACCACCCAGCCUCUUCCCAAUGCGCAUAAAGGCCCCAGCAUUGCGAAUGCCAUCUACAGCAUCCCAGAAGACGUACAAGAGCGUCGACAGGAGAUGAAGAAGGAGCUAGCGCAUUGGGCUGAGGUGCAGUUGAAGGAGAAGGAGGAAAGGAAAAAGAUGGAAAAGGAAAUGAGGAGAGAGGAAGCAAAACGGUUUGAAUGGCCGUUUGAUCACAAGAGAGUUAUUGUGGACAAAAAGGAGGAAAGCAAAGAGCAGAUUAGCAAGCCGAAUGGUCGCGUCAUAGCAGACUCAAAAACAUUUGACGCAGCACCGAGCCAGCAUCGCGCCGAGCGCCUCCGUCAGCAGUACGAAGCAGCCGUCGCAGAUCAAAAGGGGUUGUUUGCCGGGUUGGGCGAGGCACAUACGCAUGCGACGCGAAUGCAUAAGAGGGAUGUGGGACAGGUUCAGCCGCCGCCACCGCACGUUGCAAUACAUGAACAGGCAGGAUCGAAUGUCGACCCUAUUUCAUGGCGAGAUCGGACAUCCUACCCUGCAUCCCACGCCAAGAAACCCAAUAUGCAUCAAGACCCAACAAACAUUCUCAACAGCCUCCCAAUCACAUCGACAACAUCUAAAACCCGUCGCGUGAAAACGGAUAUUGGAGCAACACCCCGAGAGGAUUUUACAGAUCACGGUGGGAUCGCAUCGCAUCUACACCCCCGUGAUGAAACCAACGAUGUUUACUUUCAUUUCGGCCGUCCUGGGGCUGGUGCGCCCCUUUUGCACCCGGUUACCCACCAACUCGACGCCCAUCGCGCUGGAUUGAGAAGGGAUCUGAAAUUGAUUGACGAGUCGAGCCCUACCCGUCCGCUCAUGACGCAGAGCGCGCCAUUGUAUGGGCAAGGAUACCGACCAGAAUGGACAGGACAAGACGCACCACAGCUUGGGUAUGAGGCGGCGCAACAGGCCAGACUAGAUCCGUGGAAAUGGGGUUCUGACAACACAUAUCACCGUGCAAAUCCCCGUCAUCGAUACUCGGACAUCAUGGACACGGGCCGACACAUUGACCAUCGUUCGGCGGUAGCCUACCAUGCUGACUUGGAUCGCCUUGUCGACGACCGUAAGCGAGCUGAAAAGCAGCAAAAGGAACAAGACGCUCAUCUUGGAAUGCAGCACAUUCAGUCUGCAACGACCAUCACAGGUCGGUCAGAGUACUGGCCACCCUACGUCCAAGGGAAACCCCCUUCAACUUUGAAGGAAGCUGUCCAGGGAGAUCGACAUGUUAUUUAUCCAAAACCAAAGCCGGUGGGACGGAGGAGGGGAGUUUAG